AUUUGACACUUCAAAUAUUAUUCCUUGAGUCGGUUUAUCAAGUGACCCACCGUCCAUCCAUCAUAGAUUGCUUCCUUCAAUUUUCUCCUUCAGUCUUUAGGUAACUCCUACCAAGUCAUAGUGACAAGUGCUCGCUCGCCACUCCGCAAAGGGUUCUUUCAUUUCUCUAGGGAAUUUCACCUUUUCUUCCACUGCUCUGCCUAUAGUCCCGAACUUCACCUAUGAGUUCGGCAUUCAUCAUAGUUAUAUAUUUACUAUGGCUUGCAUCAACAUUGACACUCGUAAGUGGAGCAUCAAGAAAAGUAGCCUCAAACCCUGAGGUUGUGAAUAUUGGAGCUGUUUUCACAUUUAAAACUAUAAAUGGACGAGUUUCUAAGAUUGCCAUCAAAGCUGCAGAGAAAGAUGUGAAUUCCGAUCCACGUAUCCUUGGUGGACGCAAAUUGAACAUAACCCUGCAUGAUUCCAACUUCAAUGGUUUUCUUGGCUUCAUUGGAGCGCUCAAGUUCUUGGAGAGAGACUCGGUUGCUAUCAUUGGUCCACAAAGUUCAGUAAUGGCCCCUGUGCUCUCGCAUUUGGCAAAUGAACUCCAUGUUCCUCUUCUGUCAUUUACAGCUCUGGAUCCUACCCUGUCACCUCUGCAGUACCCUUAUUUUCUGCAAACAGCUCCCAAUGAUCAAUUCCAGAUGACUGCAGUGGCAGACAUGAUUAGCUAUUUUGGUUGGAGAGAGAUUAUUGCUGUUUAUAGUGAUGAUGAUCAAAGUCGAAAUGGGAUCACUGUAUUGGGAGAUAAACUUGCUGAAAGGCGGUGUAAGAUAUCUUACAAAGCAACACUGCCCCCUGAUCCAACUGCUAGUCGAAAUGAUAUUACUAUUCAGUUGACCAAGGUUCGAAGUAUGGAGUCCAGAGUGAUUGUUCUUCACACCUUCUCCCUGACAGGUCUCUUGGUUUUUGAUGUGGCUCAGAAAUUAGGAAUGAUGAAUGAAGGUUAUGUCUGGAUAGCAUCUUCUUGGUUAUCAACUGUUUUAGACUCAACUUCACCACUUUCUUUGAAUACUUCUAACUCAAUCCAAGGAGUUCUUACACUUCGCCCUCACACCCCGCAAUCAAAAAGAAAACAGACCCUUAUGUCCAGGUGGAACCAGAUAAGUAAUGGUUCAGUUGGGUUGAAUCCAUAUGGCCUCUAUGCUUAUGAUUCUGUUUGGAUCAUUGCUCUUGCGUUGAAAUCAUUUUUUGAUCAGAAUGGUAAUCUUUCAUUCUCUAACAACACAAUUCUAAACAGUAUGAGAGGGGAGACUCUGGAUCUUGGUGCACUGAGCGUUUUUAAUGGAGGGAAACAAUUGCUUGAUAACAUACUGCGCAUUAACAUGACUGGAUUGACAGGACCUAUUCAAUUUGGUUUAGAUAGAUCCCCCUUAAAUCCAUCAUAUGACAUCCUCAACGUAAUCAAUAGUAGUUAUAGGAAAAUCGGGUACUGGUCUAAUUAUUCUGGGCUAUCUGUUAUUCCUCCAGAGAAACUUCACACUAAGCGAGCCAACCGAUCAAUUUUAAACCAACAUCUGUCCAAUAUAACUUGGCCUGGUGGUACAACAGAAAAGCCUCGGGGAUGGGUUUUUCCAAAUAACGGAAGACAGCUAAGAAUCGGCAUCCCCAAUCGAGUUAGUUAUCAGAACAUGGUCUCGCAAAUAAAUGGUACCAAUAAAGUUCAAGGAUACUGCAUAGAUGUCUUCCUGGCUGCCAUUAAAUUGCUACCAUAUGCAGUUCCAUACAAGUUUGUUCUGUUUGGAGAUGGACAUGAGAACCCCAACUACUAUGAACUUGUCAAUAAGAUUAAUUCUGAUGUGUUUGAUGCUGCUGUAGGUGACAUUGCCAUUGUCACUGACAGAACAAAGAUUGCAGAUUUCACUCAACCAUAUAUAGAGUCAGGACUUGUUGUUGUUACCAAAGUAAAACAAUUGAAGUCAAGUGCUUGGGCUUUCUUGCGACCUUUUACUCCAUUAAUGUGGGCUGUCACAGCUGUUUUCUUCCUCAUUGUUGGAGCAGUUGUGUGGAUUCUUGAACAUAGAACAAACGAUGAGUUCCGGGGGCCUCCUAGGAAACAAGUUGUUACAGUUCUUUGGUUUAGCCUCUCUACCAUGUUCUUUGCACACAGAGAGAACACAGUUAGUGCACUUGGUCGUAUUGUGCUAAUCAUUUGGCUUUUUGUGGUCCUGGUAAUCAAUUCAAGUUAUACUGCAAGCCUAACGUCAAUUCUCACUGUGCAACAACUUUCCUCACCAAUAACAGGAAUUGAUACAUUGAUAACCAGUAAUGAACGUAUAGGCUUUCAAGUAGGAUCAUUUGCUGAAAACUAUCUUAGUCAGGAACUCAACAUCCCGAAAUAUAGGCUUAUUCCUCUUGGUUCACCAGAAGAAUAUGCUAUUGCUCUCGAGAAGGGAACUGUCGCAGCUGUUGUUGAUGAACGACCAUAUGUUGAACUCUUCAUGGCAAAUCACUGCAAAUUCUCCAUUAGAGGCCAAGAAUUCACCAAAAGUGGAUGGGGAUUUGCGUUCCCAAGGGACUCUCCUUUAUCCAUUGAUAUGUCAACUGCCAUUCUUACUCUGUCUGAAAAUGGUGAACUCCAGAAGAUUCAUGAGAGGUGGCUCUCGACACGGGCCUGUGAGUUUAAGGGUACAGAGGAGGGAUCUGAGCAACUUCAGUUACAAAGCUUUUGGGGCCUGUUCAUGUUAUGUGGGAUAGUAAGUUUGGUAGCGCUUCUUGUCUAUUUCAUCUUGAUGGUUCAACAAUUCUGCCGUGACUUCCCCAAAAAUGGCGAGCCCUCCAAUGGUAGCAGCUCACGCUCUGUUCGCAUCCAAACGUUUCUAAGUUUUGCUGAUGAAAAAGAAGACAUGUCACAAAGAAAGCUUAAAAGAAAACGCAAGGAUUUUUCAUAGAAUGCUUAUUAGAAAGAAUAGUUAUCAAACUCUACCCUCUUCGGGUCAUGUGGGUCAAAUAUCGUUGUAGUUAUAUAUCAGCUCUUAUGCUUAUCGAUAGUUUUCUUUUGGUAUCAGAAUCUGGAUAGAGAAUUAGCAUGUCUGGUAAGGACUUGUUUGGAAACACGUUUGUUAAAGGCAAAGUCAAAAACGUGUUUCCAAACAUAUAAGUUUGUUUGGAUAUUAAAUUAACUUUUAACUUUUUACA
Molecule: messenger RNA, 3177 nt
Organism: Neltuma alba
Lineage: Eukaryota; Viridiplantae; Streptophyta; Magnoliopsida; Fabales; Fabaceae
Product: glutamate receptor 3.2
Exons: 7
Coding region: 222-2930 (902 amino acids)
Cellular component (GO): membrane
Molecular function (GO): ligand-gated monoatomic ion channel activity
Source: RefSeq, a predicted model, not a curated record